Messenger RNA from Candidula unifasciata, 1316 nucleotides. Lineage: Eukaryota; Metazoa; Mollusca; Gastropoda; Stylommatophora; Geomitridae. The record is from the annotation of a GenBank genome assembly.
AUGGCCAAUUUUAUGUCGUUUAAUCCCAAAUCGUACGAAGCUGCUUGUACGAGAGUCCAGAAACUGAAUUUUGUGAUGCAGGAGUAUCGCUGGGUCAUCGACGCAUAUGUCUCGGACUUUUACACCCGUGAUCACUGGCUGAAGCUUCCAAAGUCUUUGAGAGAUUACUUUGAUGCUGUAGAGCCCCCAGAACUUGCUUGGCUGUUGAUGGAGAUAGAAAACAACAGUUAUCAUGUAAUUCCCUUGUCCCUUUUGGCAUUGCACUGCUGCAUUCAGAAUUUGUCUCUAAGAAGAGUGGCAGUUGAUAUAGACUCAGUAGAAACAAAGUCCUCCAUUUCCUCGUCUCUGUGUACGAAGGGAGGUCACAUUCCCAAAGAUGUAGAUCCUCAAGCAACAGUUUCAAAUCUAGUGGAAACAGAAGCUAAUCAAAAACCAAACUACAAAAAUGGACAAUGUAUGGACAUGAUGCACAUCUUCAGAAAGCAUGUGAAGCCAAAGAAACAACACGAGAUUGAUAAACUUGGGCAAGUGAUUCGUUUGCUGAGUCAAUUGACAGCAUGCAGCAGUGUGGUGGAUGUUGGUGCUGGUCUGGGACAUUUGUCACGGCUGUUGACCUUCCAGCAUGGUCUCCAUGUGACCAGUAUAGAAGCUGAUGAUGGACAUGCUCCAGUAGCUGCAGAAUAUGAUAGGCAGAUGAGAAAAGAUGUACACAAAGUAAUUGAGAAGAGAAAAGUUUUGUCAUCAGACACACGGUCAUCAGUUGAAUCAUCAAAGAACCAAGACAUGUUAACUGUCCACAAGAAAUGCCCAUUACAAAAUGAAACCAUGUAUUGCCAUAGCAGUGUGAGCAGAGAAUGCCACAGAAUGGACAGUUCUGAUCACUACGACACAUUCUGUAAUGGAAAGUCAUCAUUGUGUUCAAGAUCCUGUUGCGAAAGUGGCAGUAAACAUGACUCACACAGACAUUUUCAUCCAUUGGCUGUUGCCAGAGGAAGUGAAAACCACUGUCAUGUGUCAUCAGAUGGUGACAGUGCUCCAGUUUGUGUUGUGUCGCAUGGCGAGGAGUUUUUACCAAAUCAUGUAGUUCACAGAGUACAGCCAGACAUUGCAUCCUCUCAGUUCUUAGACAUUCUCAAGUUAAACACUCAUGGAGGUGAGGUGAAAGAGGAUGAGAAACCCUCUGACUUUAUUCUUGCUGGUUUGCAUGCAUGCGGAGACUUGACUCCAACUCUUCUGAGAGUAUUUGUCAACUGUAAAGCUGCAAUUGGACUUGCAUCGGUUGCAUGUUGUUAUAUGAAAAUGACAGCAUCUACAUG